This is a messenger RNA of Bufo bufo (common toad), 1621 nucleotides long. RefSeq names its product RAD9 checkpoint clamp component A (gene RAD9A). The transcript has 12 exons. Gene Ontology annotation, biological process: mitotic intra-S DNA damage checkpoint signaling; DNA replication checkpoint signaling; DNA repair. Lineage: Eukaryota; Metazoa; Chordata; Amphibia; Anura; Bufonidae. Gene Ontology annotation, cellular component: checkpoint clamp complex. The record is from RefSeq and is a predicted model, not a curated record. Bases 163 to 1287 code for a protein of 374 amino acids.
CUCACCGGCUCGUUCUCUUCACUCUUCUCCUCCGUUUCCAGGUCCAAGUCAAAAACAGCUGCCAUCGCAGCAGCACCCGGAACAAAAAGAAAGUAACUUCCGGGAACCUGUAAACAGUCGGAAUGCACCUGAGCUGCUCUCUGAAGUCUUGUGUGAACGAAAAUGGGUGCAGCAGUAAAGUGCGUGAUUACUGGAGCCAACAUUAAAGCUCUUGGACGCGCUAUUCACUCCUUGUCCCGAAUUGGAGAAGAGCUUUACUUUGAACCCUUAGGGGAUGGGCUCUGCCUGCGCUCGGUGAACUCCUCGAGGUCAGCCUAUGCCUGUUUUACUCUCGCUCCACUCUUCUUCUACUCCUAUGAGGCAACUGGAGGAACCUGCCAUUGCAAGAUCUUCAUGAAGUCAGUGAUGAGCGUCUUCCGCUCCCUCCCUUCUCUGGAGAAGACAGUAGAGAAAUGUUUGAUCAAGCUGAAUACGGCCAGCAAUCGUCUAGUUAUCCAGCUGUUUUGCAAGUAUGGAGUUACAAAGACCCAUAACUUGUCAUAUCAAGACUGUGAGUCCCUACAGGCCGUGUAUAAUCCAAGCAGCUGUCCCAAUGUCCUCAGAGCACAAGCCAGGCUUCUUUCAGAUGCUGUGGUGCACUUCCCACCGACACUUGCAGAGGUGACGCUAAGAGCAGGUCUCUGUGGAAAAGUCACACUCAGGAAUUACGUGGAAGAAGAGACGGAUCCUAGUAAAGCUAUGCUGACUGAACUAUCCCUGAGCAGGGAAGAAUUCCUGGAAUACCACCUGCAGGACGAGAGAGAGAUUACUUUUUGUCUGCGUGAAUUCAGGGGUCUACUGGCGUUUGCAGAGUCCUGCAGCCUACCAAUCUCGGUACAUUUUGACAGCGCUGGCUGUCCAGUUGUAUUCAGUGUAGAUGAUACCGUGCUCGAAGCCCAUUUUGUGCUUGCCACACUCUCAGAUACCGAUCAUGCCUCACAGUCCCAGAACCACAGACCUUGCUUACCAAAUGAUGAUGAUGACUUUCUGGGUGAUGACCUAGACUACAUGAUCGCCAUGGAAACGACCCUUGCAGGAGCUUCCUCACCACCACGUAGUCCAACAUUCAGUCAUCCGGUUCCUGUACAUGAAGAACAAGCUUUAACUUCAGGAAGUGAAGAUGAACAGGAGAGGGAGAUCCCUGGUACACCUCCUAAUAAGAAGUUCCGUUCUUUAUUCUUCGACUCAGUUAUCCACAAUUCUGGGCAAACAAACCAAGAAGUUCUUGCAGAAGACAGCGAUGGAUAGUGCUCCGAAUGAAACCUGACCAAAUAUUCCUAUCUGACAUGACAGCAGGAAUGUAGACCUGUCCAGAAUCAUGACUGCAGUACUGUCCACUGCCUGGCCUCUACAGCUGGAAACGGCAAUGUUCAUAUUUGACCUUGACGUAGAAACUGUUGAAGCAGUGAAGAGGCGUCUAACUGUGCAACACAGUCACAAUGCUUGGAGACGUUGCGUACUGUACUUAGAACUUCAUGAAGAACUGCAUGAGAAUGUACAAAUGUUACAGGAUUAGAGGAAAUGUAUGAAAAUCUGUUUUAUAUUUCAUAAUUUUAUUUUUGGAAUAAAAAAACCCACUGUG